This is a messenger RNA of Aspergillus clavatus NRRL 1, 1014 nucleotides long. RefSeq names its product Zn(II)2Cys6 transcription factor. The transcript has 2 exons. Gene Ontology annotation, molecular function: DNA-binding transcription factor activity, RNA polymerase II-specific; RNA polymerase II cis-regulatory region sequence-specific DNA binding; zinc ion binding. Gene Ontology annotation, biological process: positive regulation of transcription from RNA polymerase II promoter by galactose. Bases 1 to 1014 code for a protein of 337 amino acids. Lineage: Eukaryota; Fungi; Ascomycota; Eurotiomycetes; Eurotiales; Aspergillaceae. Gene Ontology annotation, cellular component: nucleus. The record is from RefSeq and is a predicted model, not a curated record.
AUGUCAGAACGAUCUGAGUCUCAUCAGCCUUCUGGUUGGCGAAUCCCUAAGGCCUGUCAGGAGUGCAGAAAAAGAAAGAUCAAGUGCAAUGGGAUCAACCCCUGCAAGACUUGUCAACUGCGGAAUACACCAUGUGUCUACCGCGAUGUAGUGCGACAGCGUAAGAAGAAGCAUCACGACAGACAUGAUGCUUCCAUUGUCGAAGAUCAUGUCCUUCAGGAUGCUACGCACUCUGAUCACGGUGGACGGCAGUCAUCUCCGGUUCGUCCCCAGUCUGGCGGUCACCGCAACCAGUCCGCCAGCUAUACCUUUAACAACAGUGUUUCAGCCACACACAUGGCGUCUCCAUCGUGCCAAGUCCAGUUAUAUUAUGGGCCAACGUCUCACUUUACACUCAUGCACGAGAUGUAUCGGGGGCUUGUGUCGAACUGGGCCGCCCGUCCGAAGGAACCGCAAGGUGAAGUCGAAGAAGCCGGUGCUGGACUGGAUAUGUUUAGUUUCCGCAGCAUCUUCUUUGGAACGCCUGCCGAAACAUGUGCCACCAGUCCGAUCUCUGGUGCUUCAGCAGCGUCCCUGAUGUUCUUGCCGUACGAGCUGGCUAGACUAUUCUUGCAGCGUUUUUUGUCUUCCCUCUAUGCUUUAGUUCCCUUUCAACCCAAACAAAGCUAUGAGCAGCAGUUGGAUCAGCUAUAUAGCUCAUCCUUCAAUGCGGGGUCUGAUACUUGUGCUCAUUACAUUCUAUUAAUGAUCCUGGCCACGGGCGCGCUGGGUACGCGGCAUUAUCGCUGGGGCGAUCUGCUGUUCGAGCGUGUCAAGGCAGCUUCUUCCUCCUUGGACGAUGUCGUGAACCUCGAGACCGUACACACGCCCAUUACCAGACCGAGCAAGGUCGACCGAAUUCCUCUUUUCUUCACCUGGGAACGGCGGCAAGAAAAGCCAUCUCUGCUGGGUUGCAUAAAGAGUCGCCCACUGAAGGAAAAGGGGAUCCGGAAGGAGUUGAAAGAAGGCGUGUAG